Messenger RNA from Monodelphis domestica (gray short-tailed opossum), 559 nucleotides. It is a transcript of the gene HCST, whose product is annotated as hematopoietic cell signal transducer. Lineage: Eukaryota; Metazoa; Chordata; Mammalia; Didelphimorphia; Didelphidae. Gene Ontology annotation, biological process: regulation of immune response; positive regulation of phosphatidylinositol 3-kinase/protein kinase B signal transduction. The record is from RefSeq and is a predicted model, not a curated record. Gene Ontology annotation, molecular function: signaling receptor binding; phosphatidylinositol 3-kinase binding. Gene Ontology annotation, cellular component: membrane.
CCCUUUUCCUCCCCCUAGAAAACUCCCCCCUCCAUCUUGCUGGGGCCAGGAAGCUAGGUUGCUGACCUAUGCCAUCUUCUUAACUGGCCGCCACACCUAUUGCUCCUGUCUCCUUCUGGGACCCCAGAACCUCGAGAGAUCUCAGCCUGUUAGCAUGAGUCCCCAGGUUCCCACCCUGCUCCUGGGUCUCCUCACAGUGGCUGCUGCACAGAUGUCCCCAGUUGAACCCACAGCCCAGGAUCCUAACUGUGGCCCCCUGCCUAUACCCUUGCCCCUGCCCGUCCUCGUGGGGCUUGUGGCAGCUGAUGCGGUGCUGUCUUUGCUCAUUGUGGGGGCCGUAUUUGCCUGCGCUCGGCCCCGUCGGGCUCCCCAGACGGCAGAGAAGAACAAGGUCUACGUGAACAUGCCUGGGAGAGGCUGAGCCCCACAGUGCACCCCCUUGUGGACCCAUAGCCAGAGGACCCCGGAAUCCCCGUCCAACCCAGGAUAACAACCCCCUACAACUACCCCCAUUGGCGAGUCUGCCUUCACUCUGGAAAUAAAGGAUUCCUUUUCACUC